Messenger RNA from Amorphotheca resinae ATCC 22711, 1073 nucleotides. RefSeq lists its product as hypothetical. NCBI's taxonomy places the organism in Eukaryota, Fungi, Ascomycota, Leotiomycetes, Helotiales, Amorphothecaceae. Gene Ontology annotation, biological process: carbohydrate metabolic process. The record is from RefSeq and is a predicted model, not a curated record. Bases 297 to 1073 code for a protein of 258 amino acids. The transcript has 3 exons.
CAUGCUCCGUCUCCUUAUCUUGUAUCGUUUGGCCGCUCCCGGGGUUACCCCCCUCUCCUUACAAAUCACCCCUCCAUUCUUGAGCGGCAUCGUAAGGACUAUGUUGAGCUCUCCAAAAGUGGCCAAGACACGUGUGGCUCUGUGGAGACUGGUCACUUUGCCAUAUCAAUGUGUCAUAGCUUCAAGCAUAGCCAAUUUAUAUUCUCUUGCCUUGCGCAAUGCGUUGUCUCUUUCUCUCUCCCCGCUCUAUCAGGAAUUCAUAACUUCAUAGACUAAUAGCAAGGCUCUUCGCGAUCAUGGAAGACAUAGUAAAGAAGAUCGAGAUCAAUUGUGAUAUGGGGGAGGGGUUUGGCAGAUGGAAGAUGGGACCAGAUGAGGAAUUGAUGAAGUACGUUGACGUCGCGAACAUUGCCUGUGGUUUCCACGCCGGGGAUCCUUCUAUAAUGGUCAAGUCGGUCAGACUUGCGAAGGCACACGGCGUCAAAGCGGGGGCACAUCCAGGACUGCAAGAUCUCUUUGGCUUUGGACGACGUCGAAUGACCGUCGACCCCGCCGAUAUGUACGCGAUGGUUCUCUACCAGGUCGGGGCCCUCAAAGCCAUCCUCGACGCCGAGGGUGUUCCUCUCAACCAUAUCAAGCCCCACGGCGAGCUGUUCUUCUACAUGCAACGGGAUUUAAAGAUCUGCAGAGCUGUAUUAGAAGCAUGCGCUCUGUUCAAGGUCCCGAUCUAUGGCGCGAAGGGCUCGGCCGAUGAGAAGGCCAUUUGCGAGGAGCUGGGCCUGCCAUUUAUUGAGGAAGCAUAUGUGGAUGUGGCUUACGACAAGAAUGCAAAGAUCAUGCCCAUUGGGCAAUUCAAGACGAUCACCACGGAGGAAAUUUACACAAAGACUCUGUUAAUUGGUCGGACGGAUCAUAGUAUCGACGUGGAUGGGGACAAAGUACACCUUGGGUUUGGUGGAAAGCCCUUCAGCAUUUGCCUGCACUCAGAUAUGCCCACAGCGCUGGAAAAUGUGAAGCAAUUGAGGAAAGCAGUGGACGAGCUUAAUGCGGAGAAGUUUCCGACCGCCAGCUGA